AUGACGACUCGGGUCGAGUCGGCCUUCACCGAGGACACCAUCUACGCCCUGUCCACCGCACCAGGCCGUGCCGGCAUCGCGGUCAUUCGCAUCUCAGGCCCGGCCUGUCUGGAUAUCUAUCGCCAGCUCUGUCCGUCCAGAGCCCUCCCUCCACCUCGCCAAGCCACGGUGCGCACCCUCUACGACCCCAGCGCGCCACCAACGGCCAACGUCCUCGACCCUAGUGCCCUAAUCCUCUACUUUGCCGGCCCCAGGACCGUCACAGGCGAUGACGUCCUCGAGCUCCAUGUGCACGGCGGCCAGGCCACCGUCAAGGCCGUCCUCGCCGCCAUUCCAAGGUGCGCCAGUGCCUCGGUGGCCGUCGUCCGCUACGCUGAGCCGGGCGAGUUCACGCGCCGCGCCUUCCUCAACGACCGCCUCGAUCUCACGCAGGUCGAGAGCCUGGGCGACACCCUGGCCGCCGACACGGAGCAGCAGCGCUGGCGCCGUCAGGGGCUCAUCUGGCGCCCUGGCCGCACCUACGAGGAUGGCGCGCGACGGAGCGGUAUUCGCAUCGCCCUGCUGGGACCCCCGAACGUGGGCAAGAGCUCGCUCAUGAACCUCGUCAUUGGCCGCGAGGCGUCCAUCGUGUCGGGUGAGGCGGGCACCACGAGGGAUAUUGUCGAGGCGAGUCUCGACAUCCGCGGAUUUCUCUGCCUCUUUGCCGAUACGGCUGGAUUCAGGGGUGAGGCGAGCCUCGAGAGUGGGGGAUCUGUAGGCGCCGUGGAGAGGGAGGGCAUCCGCCGCGCCAAGCAGAAGGCGCUCGACUCGCACAUUGUCGUCGUGCUGGCCGCCGUUGAGCCGACCCCUGACGGCCAUGCCAUUGUCUACGAUGCGGAGACGGUCGAGCUCGCCGCGCAGGCCCAGGCAGCGAUCUCGUCGGAGGCGCAGGACGCCACCUCUCGCGGAACUCACAGCACCACCAGCAACGGCGGCGUCGACACCUUCAUCGACACGCUCGCCGGCCUCUUUGGCGACAUGACGAGCCUGCCCGUCGAGAUGCAGGACAUGCUGGGCGUCACGGCGCGCCAGAGGCAGCUGCUGGACCAGUGCGGCGCCUGGCUCGACGAGUACAUGGCCAUCGCCGAGGCGGGCGACCAGCAGGACCCCGAUGUCGUGCUCGCGGCGGAGCACCUGCGGUACGCGGCCGAGUGUCUGGCCAAGAUCACUGGCCGCGGCGAGGGGGGCGAUGUCGAGGAGGUGCUGGGUGUCAUCUUUGAGAAGUGA
Molecule: messenger RNA, 1266 nt
Organism: Verticillium alfalfae VaMs.102
Lineage: Eukaryota; Fungi; Ascomycota; Sordariomycetes; Glomerellales; Plectosphaerellaceae
Product: tRNA modification GTPase GTPBP3
Exons: 4
Coding region: 1-1266 (421 amino acids)
Biological process (GO): tRNA wobble uridine modification; tRNA methylation
Cellular component (GO): mitochondrion; cytoplasm
Molecular function (GO): protein binding; GTP binding
Source: RefSeq, a predicted model, not a curated record